Molecule: messenger RNA, 7900 nt
Organism: Myxocyprinus asiaticus (Chinese sucker)
Lineage: Eukaryota; Metazoa; Chordata; Actinopteri; Cypriniformes; Catostomidae
Product: neurexin-2-like
Exons: 24
Coding region: 694-5706 (1670 amino acids)
Source: RefSeq, a predicted model, not a curated record
CUCGGGCAUGCAGGUGGAGCGGCUUGACUCACACAUACACAGCCGUCGUUUGUACGCCAGGGGAAGGGGAGGCAUUUCACGUCUCUGGACUAUACAAAAGAUAAAAUUUACACUGAGAAGUGUGAAUGUUUAAAAGCGCACUGACUUCGGCGAGGCUGGAGAGGAGGCCUGGUCAAUAAAGGAUUUCUGACAGUGGCAACUGCAUCUAUUCGACUCAUCACUUGAUCAGUGGAAUGCAUAUUUACCCAUUUGGAAGGUGCUGUGGUUUUCUGGGGAAAAGUAAAUCAUGUAUUUGACCUACUACACAUAAAACACUAAAUACAACCACAGCAGUAAUCCUGUUUUCACCAGAGGGUGGGAUGCAUAAAUCGGUCUUUUAACAUGUGGAGUCAACUAGAUUUUUAGGGCAGUUUUAGAUUUCAAAGCACCAAGUACUUUGUGAGGUUUUUUCAGGCUUUCAGUAGUUUUCCCUCAAUGGAGAUACUCAGAGGAGAAUCAAGAUGAAGAAUCAAGUGAAAAGAAACUCUUAAAUACUAGGGGGUUUUAGAAAACUGGGACCUUACUAUUUCGGCAGCGCUAUUUUGGAAAAGGCCAGAUAAAUUAAUACUCUAGACUGGGAAUAAAUCUCUCCUCUGCAGUGGAUUAAUAGAAACAGAACAUUAGAAAAUAAGGGAUUAGCAGCACGGUUGGAAGAUGAGGAACUGGAGAUGCAGUGUGAGGUUUUCGCAGGCCUCUGUGUUGCUCGGACUGAUGGUGGCCGCCGCUGUGACCACAGCCCUGGAGUUUGACGGCCUGCCGGGCCAGUGGGUCCGCUACGGACCCUGGGAAGCAGGUGCAACUGGAGAGCUGAGCUUCACCUUGAAGACCAAUAUCAGCAAAGCCGUAGUGCUGUACCUGGAUGAUGGUGGCAACUGCGAUUUCCUGGAGCUUCUCAUUAACAACGGUCGUCUGCAAUUGCGAUUCGCAAUUCACUGCGGCGAGCCGGCCUCGUUGCACAUGGAGACACACGUUGAUGAUGAGCGCUGGCAUCGUGUGCUGCUCACACGGAAUUAUCGUGAGACCAUGCUAGUGAUGGAUGGAGAGGCCAAAGUGACGGAGGUGAAGUCCAAGCGUAGAGAGAUGAUGGUGGCCAGUGAUUUGUAUGUGGGCGGGAUUCCACCAGAUGUCCGUCUGUCAGCCCUCACAUCUAGCACUGUCAAAUACGAGCCGCCUUUCCGUGGCCUCAUUGCCAACCUGAAGUUAGGAGAGACUCCUCCUGUCCUCCUGGACAGCCAAGGGGUGAAAAAUGAUCUGGAAUACCUGUGUACAAAACAAAACCCCUGCAGCAAUGGAGGACGCUGCUCAAUUCGUGAAAGUGAGGUGCUAUGUGACUGCACCAAUACCGGCUACAUAGGGAAAUACUGCACUGAAGCUCUCCAGCAAGAUUUAGGAGGUCUGGCGCACCUGACGUUAAAGAGCCAAGCCCCAGGAGCAGCUCCUCUGAUGGCCACUCCUGCAGCAGGUAAUCCAGAAUCAGGCCAAGUGGAUUCAGUGGCCACGUUCAAGGGUAACGAGUUCUUCAGCUACGACCUGUCCCAGAAGCCCAUCCAGAGCAGCACAGACGAGAUCACCCUGUCUUUCCGAACGCUGCAGCGAAACGGCCUCCUGCUCCACACCGGCAAGUCUGCCGACUACGUCAACUUGUCUCUGAAGAGCGGAGCCGUGUGCCUGGUCAUCAACCUGGGCUCAGGCGCUUUCGAGGCUCUGGUGGAACCAUCUGACGGCAAGUUCAAUGACAAUGCCUGGCACGUGGUACGCGUGUCCCGCAACCUGCGUCAGCGCGCAGGGGUUGGACUCCCUACGGUAAACAAACUGCAUUAUAUGGUAACAAUAUCAGUGGAUGGGCUGUUGACUACCACAGGCUACACUCAGGAGGACUACACCAUGCUGGGCUCUGAUGAUUUCUUCUACGUGGGUGGCAGUCCAAACACUGCAGAUCUGCCUGGCUCCCCAGUGAGCAACAACUUCAUGGGCUGCCUUAAAGAUGUGGUGUACACCAAUAAUGAGUUCAGACUGGAGCUCUCCCGUCUGGCUGAAUUGCAUAAUCCCAAGAUCACUCUCCAUGGUGACCUGACCUUCCGCUGCGAAGAUGUCACCGCUUUAGACCCCGUCAGUUUCGACACACCAGCUGCCUACGUAACCCUGCCGCGCUGGAACGGCAAGAAAACUGGCUCCGUGUCCUUCGACUUUCGUACUACUGAGCCCAAUGGACUCCUGCUGUUCAGCCAUGGGCAUCAGCAGGGUUUGAAAGACCGCAGACCGAGGGUGGACUUUUUCGCCAUGGAGCUGCUAGAUGGAUUCCUCUACCUGCUCAUGGACAUGGGCUCUGGUAGCAUCAAGAUGAAGGUCGGAAACAAGAAGGUCAAUGAUGGAGAAUGGUGCCACGUGGACUUCCAGAGAGAGGGGAGAAAAGGCUCCAUCUCUAUUAACAGCCGUAGCAUGCCUUUCUCCACCAACGAGGGCAGUGAAGUCCUUGAUCUGGAUGGAGAAAUGUACCUGGGGGGUUUGCCCGAGGACAGCGGCAGUCUCCUUCUCCCCCCAGAAGUGUGGACCGCCCCCCUCAGGCUGGGCUUUGUAGGUUGCGUGCGGGACCUCUUCGUAGAUGGGCGCAGCAAGGACCUGCGGCAGUUGGCGGAGCUUCAGAGCGCUCCAGGUGUUAGCAGCUUCUGCACGAGGGAGACCCACCGAAGGUGUAGCUCCGAAUCCUGCACCCACAGAGGCCGCUGUCACGAGGGCUGGAACCGGCACAUCUGUGACUGCACUGGAACUGGAUAUCUGGGCCCCAACUGCGAGAUGGAGUCUGCAGUGCUGAGUUAUGAUGGCAGCAUGUUUCUGAAGGUCCUGAUGCCUCACACUGUGAACACUGAGGCUGAGGACGUGUCUCUGCGCUUUAUGUCUCAGAGGGCUUACGGUCUGCUCAUGGCCACCACCUCCAAAGAGUCUGCCGACACCCUGCGCCUGGAGCUGGACGGGGGAAGAGUCAAACUCACCGUCAAUCUAGAUUGUAUCGGGAUAGACUGUAACCUUAGUAAAGGACCGGAGACUCUUUUUGCAGGGCAAAAGCUGAAUGACAAUGAGUGGCACUCUGUGAAGGUGGUACGGCGUGGGAAGAGUCUGCAGCUCUCUGUCGACAAUGUGACCGUGGAUGGCCAGAUGAGUGGAGCACACACUCAGCUGGAGCUCCACCACAUAGAGACGGGCAUCAUGACUGAGCGCCGCUUUAUCUCUGUCAUGCCUUCCAACUUCAUCGGCCACCUGCAGGGUCUCUCUUUCAACGGGAUGCCCUACCUGGAUCAGUGCAAGAACGGCGACAUCUCCUACUGCGAGCUUAACGCCCGUUUCGGCAUGCGCCGCAUCGUGGCCGAUCCGGUCAGUUUCCGGGACCGAGCCAGUUAUGUGGCGCUGUCCACCCUGCAGGCUUAUGCCUCCAUGCACCUCUUUUUUCAGUUCAAGACCACCAGCCCAGACGGUCUGAUGCUGUUUAACUCUGGAGAUGGCAGUGACUUCAUCGUGAUUGAGCUGGUGAAGGGGUUCAUCCAUUAUGUGUUUGACUUGGGCAAUGGGCCGUCUCUCAUGAAGGGCAACUCUGACAAGCCGCUCAAUGACAACCAGUGGCAUAAUGUGAUGGUGUCCCGCGACGACAGCAACGUGCACACGCUCAAGAUUGACUCCCGCACCGUCACACAGCACUCCAAUGGAGCCCGAAACCUUGACCUCAAAGGAGAGCUGUAUGUUGGAGGUGUGGGGAAGAGCAUGUACAACAGUCUCCCUAAGCUCAUAGCAUCUCGGGAUGGCUACCAGGGUUGCCUGGCCUCGGCUGAUCUAAAUGGCAGACUUCCCGACCUUAUCGCAGAUGCACUGCACCGGGUGGGCCAGGUAGAGCGAGGCUGUGAAGCCGGUCCUGGUACAACCUGCACAGAGGACUCCUGCUCCAAUCAGGGGGUGUGUCUGCAGCAGUGGGAGGGGUUUACCUGUGACUGCACCAUGACGACAUAUGGUGGUCUCCUCUGCAGUGACCCUGGGACCACAUAUAUUUUUGGCAGAGGAGGAGCGCUCAUCACAUACACCUGGGCCCACAAUGAUCGGCCAAGCACCAGGGCAGACCGGUUGGCCGUGGGCUUCAGCACACAGCAGAGUGAUGCCAUCCUGGUGCAGGUAGAGAGCAGCCAGGGCCUUGGAGACUACCUGCAGUUGCACAUUGAACAAGGGAAGGUCGGUGUAAUCUUCAACGUGGGCACGGAUGACAUCACCAUAGAUGAGCCCGCAGUCACCGUGAACAACGGCAAGUACCACGUGGUUCGCUUUACGCGUAGUGGAGGCAAUGCCACCCUCCAGGUGGACAACCAGCCUGUCAUUGAACGCUUCCCAUCAGGGAACAUUGAUAAUGAACGGCUUGCAAUAGCCAGGCAAAGAAUUCCAUACAGACUCGGUCGGGUAGUUGACGAGUGGCUACUCGACAAAGGUCGGCAAUUGACCAUCUUCAAUAGCCAGGCAGCCAUAAAGGUGGGUGGUCAGGAUAAGGGGCGGCCAUUCCAGGGCCAGAUCUCAGGCCUGUACUACAACGGGCUGCAAGUGCUUAAACUGGCUGCGGAGGGGGAUCCUAACAUACAGGUGGCUGGGAACUUGCGUUUGGUGGGGGACGCGCCCUCCGUCCUGUCCACCGAGACCACCUCAGCCACCCCUCCAGCUGCGGCAGACAUGUCCACCACCAUUAUGGAGACCACCACCACCAUGGCCACUACCACCACCCGUAGACAGCGCUCUCCAAGCCUGAAGGACAGUAUCACACAGAACUCAGACGACCUGCUGGUGGCAUCGGCAGAGUGUCCCAGUGAUGAUGAGGAUCUGGAAGAGUGUGAGCCCGGCACUGGAGGUGAACUAGUGUUGCCCAUAAUAACCGUGGACACACAAGACCCCCUUUCCAUGGCCACCCGUUACCCUGCCAUACCCGCCCCUCCCACCUCCCUAACCCCUCUCCAGACCACCAAAGAAUCCCUCAUACUGUCCGACCCCCGCCCACCAUGCCCUCCAGACCAGGAGGACUGUGGCGACCCCAUGGAGGUGUCAGCCUUCGGCUCCGGAGAAAUGACGGAGUCUGAUGACGAGGACUUUUAUAAAAAUUCCCCUGUGGUCACUGACAGGACAGUCCUGCCUCCACCACCUGCCAUUGGCAAUAGCGCGGGCCAAGGUCCAGGUGAUCACCACUCACCGGUCCCCGAACCCACCACCCACCCUAACCAGCUCCACAUCCCGGCGGGCAAAAUGAACACCCGUGACCAGGUGCUCCUGCCCCCUGCCCCAUCCUCGCGUCACACACCAGGGCUAACCUACCCGCCUGAUUUCUCCCAUGUGCCCACAGCUCAUCCCACCGAUCUAAUAGAGAAGGGCCGCCCCGGCGCCGUGGAAGUGAUCCGGGAGUCCAGCAGCACCACAGGCAUGGUGGUCGGCAUUGUGGCAGCGGCUGCCCUGUGCAUCCUCAUCCUCCUUUACGCCAUGUAUAAAUACCGAAACCGAGAUGAAGGCUCUUAUCAGGUAGACCAGAGCGGCAACUCUGGCUCUGAAAGCAAUGGUGCUGUAGUCAAGGAGAAGAUGCCGAGCACGACCGCAGCUGUCGCCAAGACGACCACCAAGGGCAAGAAGAAUAAAGACAAAGAGUAUUAUGUCUGAGGAUUGAGUGUUUGUGUGUGUGUGUAUGUGUGUGUGAGAGAGAGAGAGAGAGAGAGAGAGAGAGAGAAGGGAAAGAGGUUAACAGAUAAGAUGUGGGCUGGGUGAGGAUUUUCAGAACUUCAAAUCACCUCCUCUGCAUCCUCAAACAUUUAAGCCACAAAAUCUUCUGUUUAUUUCUCCUACAAAAGUUUUUUUUUCCUCUUCUGGCACAGAAAGAUAAAGAUGGAGGGAAUGUUGAGGAAUGAACUUAGAUAGAUGGAUGAAUCCUACCUUCUUUACUCUCUUACAAAGCCGUUGUUGUAUGUAAUUUGAUCUCUUUCAUGUCUCAAGAAAAUCUUCCAUUACAUUUCAGAUGAUGUAAUGCUCUCUACAUUCUUUGCGAUUAAAAAUGUAUGUUUCGCGUGGUCUGAGCAUCCACGGGAAGGUAACAAAACACCAUGGACAGGGAGAGAAACCCGUCUUCGACAUGCAGUGUUUUACAAAUUUCUCAAAACACAUGGUCUUGGUGCCAUUCCUGGUUAUUUAUUUAAUAUUAACUUCAAAGAACUAUAAAAUUGAGAUAACAAAAUGUUCCCUGGCCCUCACAGUAAUAAUUUAUGUAGAACAGAAAGUGAUUGUGUUAGUUAUUUGCAUGAGACAAGCAGAUGCUGCUAUCAGUUCUUUAGGAUAGUCUGACACCUUUUAGUGAGAAAUAAAAUCAUUCGUUUGGAAACAUGGCAGAUAAGAUUGCAUCUUUUGCUUUGUAGUCCUGUAGAGCUGAAAUACCCGAGUAGUUUGGAUUCAUUUCUGCCUGGAUAUCUUUUGUCAGGUGUAUAAAUUAAGAUUAAUCUGCCCUUGUCAUGAAACACAUGAAUCGAAUUCUUUCUUUCUUGUUUAUCUGCCAUGGUUGAAUAAACACAUUCUUGCUUAGAAACACAUAUCAGCAGUUAGACAGCAAAGCCUGCUUUGACACCUCCACCAGCAGGUAUGAGAGAGCUCAGAUGGCUGUUAGAAAGGUAAGCGCCCAUCUAAUGACCAUGAAAGGCAUUCAAGAGAAGUCUCUCGCUCUCUCUCUCUCUCCAUGGUACUAAAACAUAGUGAUCUGUUUGCCUACUAAUUGUGUUCCAUGCAUGAUGUAUUCACAUUCAGCUUUCAAUGAGAGUUUUUAUAUGAUAUGAAAUGCAAAUCGUAAAGUUGACAACUCUAAUCUCAAUUGGAGUGAUUCAGAGCACACAUUUGCCAUAAAAGAGCAAGACAUGGACAAAAGGAAAACCCUUGGAAAGCUAGACUACCCUGAACUGAACAUCAGCUCGGUUGUAUCUAUGUAAAUACAGGACAUUGCUGAAAACACAUCAGGAUGCUGGUUUGUGUGUAUCGUGCUGGCAGUAUGUAUGCGUGUGUGUGUGUGUGUGUGUGUGUGUGUGUGUGUGUGUGUGUGUGUGUGUGUGUGUGUUUGUGUGCGUGUGCUUGUGUGUGAGUGUUUGUCCCUGUUUGUCCUCUGGCAUGAGAAAGAUAUACGCAAGACUACCAGAACUCUUUCUCAUGCCCCUUAUAUUCUCUAUGGUAUGAAACUACAGCCCAAAACCCAUCUGAAUGAGACUACUGACAGUGAAACAAACAGGAUAAGGCAAUGUGAAGAGGAAAUCAUAUUUUGAGAACUGUGUGGCAUUUCUACUGGGAGGAAAUAGAACUUGUGUAACUGCAUUGUGAUGCCAAUUCAACACCUUCCAAACCUUAAAGGAAAAGAAACCGUUAAGGAGCGAACUGACAGAACUUUUAAGGAUAAAACAGCACAACUUUGUGUCCAGACUUUUGUAUCAAUGAAGGACACCUCCUUGAAAGGAGAAUUAAAAAAAGAAAAGAAAGAAAAACACAGUAUACUAUCUAGAUAUUUCUCACAUUUGAAAAUAUGAGUUUCCUGAAUUGACAUUCCUUGUUAUCACAAAGAGGAUUUUGUUUAGUCCUUUCUCUGCAAAUGAAAAAAAAAAAUGUUAUUCACUACAGAUAUUACUUCAGUUACAUGAAGUGAUUUACAAAUGUGAAGUUCUGAAUUUAAAAAAAAAAAAAAAAUGUCUUUGGAAUUUUCUUGAAUUUGGUAAAAUAUUAAGCAUUACAUCUAGCCACACCUCUUUUUUGUUACAUCAUCAACAGGGCUUUUCUGUUUGUGAUAUUGUUUUGUUUUGUUUGUUCUUUUCAAAUAUAAUUGUCAUAUACA